AUGGAGACAAAUGUUGAGACGCAGAGGCAGGAGAGCGGCUCCCCAAAGGAGUUAGCUGGGAUACGGGCCCAAAAAGCCCCGGAGGCUGCCGCCGAGUUUGACUACAGGGAGCUCGGUGAAGCCGAAGCCGGCCUUGCCAGUGAACACAAGGAAGAAGUGCCCGAGGAGGUGAAUGCUCCGGAGGCUGCCGCCGAGUUUGACUACAGGGAGCUCGGUGAAGCCGAAGCCGGCCUUGCCAGUGAACACAAGGAAGAAGUGCCCGAGGAGGUGAAUGCUCCGGAGGCUGCCGCCGAGUUCGACUACAGGGAGCUCGGUGAAGCCGAAGCCGGCCUUGCCAGUGAACACAAGGAAGAAGUGCCCGAGGAGGUGAAUGCUCCGGAGGCUGCCGCCGAGUUUGAGUACAGGGAGCUCGGUGAAGCCGAAGCCGGCCUUGCCAGUGAACACAAGGAAGAAGUGCCCGAGGAGGUGAAUGCUCCGGAGGCUGCCGCCGAGUUCGACUACAGGGAGCUCGGUGAAGCCGAAGCCGGCCUUGCCAGUGAACACAAGGAAGAAGUGCCCGAGGAGGUGAAUGCUCCGGAGGCUGCCGCCGAGUUUGACUACAGGGAGCUCGGUGAAGCCGCGGUGCAGGAGUCGGAGGUGCAUUCAAGUGCGAGUGGUGCUGCUCCUGGUCGUCGAAGUUCUAUUCGGUUUGUUCUUGCCAGCAUUGAGGAAAAAGAGAAUGAGCUGAGAGAGUUGGAGGCGCGUGAGAAGGCUGUUGAGUCACAGCUGCAGGUGUACAGCGAAGUCAUUGGCCUGCGCAAGGAGCUUCGGCUUGUGAAGGAAGAAACGGAGCGGGUGAGACGGCAGCUUGAUUCCAUCAAUGUGUUUGCAGAAAAGCACGGUAAUGCCGUUGAACGCGACCUCAAUUCUGCCGAAGAGGAGGCACAGCAGUCCCAUGUGCAGCAGGUUUGGACGAGUGUGUGCCGGGAAAGGCCCAAUGAGAGUCUUGGGGAUCCGUCUUCGUGGACAAAAGUGGAUCUUGAUAACUUGUCUCGGCGUGUGGAGGCUGCGAGGGGGAAGCUCCAGGCGGCAAGUAAUGCUGCUGCCAAAGUUUACGCAUCACAGGAGGACAUGAUCAACAAGAACACUGAAGAACGCGACAAGGCCAAGGCCAAGCUGCUUGAAAGCGUUGGGGUGGAGAUGGCGAAGCUUGUUGAGACCCGCUCUCGACUAAAGCAACUGGAUGAUGAUCAGCGGUACCAUUUCCGUCGUGGCACACACGUGAAGCAGCGUCAUGUGCCCUCCCUGAAGGAGCAGGAUAUAAUGAAGGGCCGUGUUUACAAAGAUGAGUCAAGGCAGUUUGGUGAUGUCGUUUUGCUGGAGGACGAGUGCAAAGAUCUGACGGAGUGGGUGAACGGGGCCAAACGUGAGCUGGAGGACAACAAGCGCAGCUACGCCAAGGAACAGAGCGAGCUGGAGGAGCAGCUGCAGGUGAUGGAGGACAACGGUAAGGAGGCACGUGAGUUACGGGCGUUCUUUGAACGGGAGAACGACCAGCUGAAGGGACUCAAGCAGGAUCUUCAGCGUGUCAUGCUGUACGCCCGCGCGCGUCAUCAUGAACUCUUGGCUUGA
Molecule: messenger RNA, 1611 nt
Organism: Trypanosoma cruzi
Lineage: Eukaryota; Euglenozoa; Kinetoplastea; Trypanosomatida; Trypanosomatidae
Exons: 1
Coding region: 1-1611 (536 amino acids)
Source: RefSeq, a predicted model, not a curated record